Messenger RNA from Engraulis encrasicolus (European anchovy), 1015 nucleotides. It is a transcript of the gene fahd1, whose product is annotated as fumarylacetoacetate hydrolase domain containing 1. Gene Ontology annotation, cellular component: mitochondrion. Gene Ontology annotation, molecular function: acetylpyruvate hydrolase activity. Lineage: Eukaryota; Metazoa; Chordata; Actinopteri; Clupeiformes; Engraulidae. The record is from RefSeq and is a predicted model, not a curated record. The transcript has a single exon. The coding region runs from base 103 to 756 and encodes 217 amino acids.
GUAAUGCGUUCGUUGCCUAGUUGUCAGCGUUCAAAGGUCACUCACUGCGCUGGGUUACUGCAAGAACUUUGGUUACUGCUGGCUCUGUUCGACAGGUGAGAAAUGGCAAGAAAUGUCACCCGCUUUUGGGAAUGGGGCAGGAAAAUUAUUUGCGUCGGAAGGAAUUAUGCAGACCACGCAAAGGAACUUAAAAACGCCAUUCCAACGGAACCUGUUCUGUUUCUGAAGCCACCAUCAGCUUAUUUGAAGGAGGGCAGUCCAAUCCUCGUCCCCACAUACUCAAGCAAUCUUCACCAUGAGGUUGAACUUGGGGUGGUCAUUGGCAAAUCGGGAACCGGAAUUUCUCGAGAAUCAGCAAUGGAGCAUGUAGCUGGCUAUGUGCUUUGCUUAGACAUGACUGCGCGGGACAUCCAAGAAGAGUGCAAGUCCAAAGGUCUCCCUUGGACUCUCGCCAAAGCCUUCAACACGUCCUGUCCCGUCAGUGAGUUCAUCCCCAAAGACAAGAUCCCCGACCCGGGGAACCUCACGCUGUGGCUGAAGGUGAACGACCAGAUGCGGCAGAAUGGCAGCACGUCGCAGAUGAUCUUUAACAUACCAUACUUGAUAAACUACAUCAGUGACAUUAUAUCCCUGGAGGAGGGAGACCUGAUCCUCACUGGGACACCCAAAGGGGUCUCGAGUGUCCAGGAGCACGACGAGAUACAGGCAGGCAUUGAAGGCAUUGUCACCAUGUCUUUCAAAGUCGACAGGUUAUAAAACGCAAUCCACAUGAUGCUUCAUGUUCUGCCCGUAUGAACCACCAUUUGUUGUUACUGAAAUACUACUAGUCAGUUGUUCCAGUUAAAUUACUUGGACUCAUUUGUUGACUGUUUGGGAUCACACACAUCAGCACCAAGAUUCUGUUCCUCUCUUGGCAUUUUUCUGGAUGUAUAUCCAGCAAUCACAUUUCUACAAGGAAAUAAGCAGAAAUUGCAAAAUUGGUCCAAACUAACAAUAAAUGAAGGGGAAAAACUUU